UCCCUCGUCAUUCCGUCAACACCGCGGACGGCAAUUGUGGUGUCGAACCCCCCCCACGACUGCCCCGACUCCCACAAUUGGCCUGAUCCUGAUCUCAACAUCGCUCGCACUCGAUUCGCGCCAUACUUCCCCUUCCGGACUGUCUCGUCGCAACCAACACCACUAAACAUCCCCCGGCUCACGCAAAUCAUCAGCUCAGCCCACUCCUCAUAUCAAAAGUUCAACAUGUUGACAGCAAUCGGUCGAGCCGCCACCCAGCGCCUGCUCCUCCGCGCCGCCCCAUUGUCAGUCCCGCGGACCCAACUCUUCGUCGCGCGCGCAACGGCUUGCCGCGGUUUCUCGACCUCGCAAUGGGUGCGCAUGCCCGCCAGCCAGGCGGCGACGACCACCAAGACGAAGAAGACUACGGGGGCUAAGAAGAAGACCGCCCUCAAGACUAAGAAGCCCGCCUCCAAGAAGCCCAAGGCGAAGAAGGUCAUCGCGAAGAAGGCUGCGCCCAAGAAGCGAGUCAAGAAGCAGCUCACGCCAGAGGAGACACAGAAGCUCAAGGUGCGGCAGUGGAAGAAGACGGCGCUGCUGAACGAGCCGAAGAAGCUCCCCACGAGCGCAUGGCUAGUGUACGUGACGCGGGAACAUCAGACCGCGGAGUCGGGCUCAUCUCUCACCGAGCGGACCAAGGCCCUGGCCGAGUCUUUCAAGAACUUGUCCUCUUAUGAGGUCCAGCGUCUCCAAGAGACUGCCGACGCGAACAAGCUCACCAACAACGCGGCCUACAAGUCGUGGGUUGAGACGAUUCAACCGACGGACGUGGCUGAGGCCAACCGCUCGCGCGCGAGGCUCCGCAAUGCCAGCGGCAAGCAGGUCCCCCGCACCAUCCGCGACGAGCGCCAACCCAAGAGGCCGCAUAAUGCCUACGCGCUCUUCGUCAAGGCGCGUUUUGCCAGCGGUGAAUUCUCCGGCGAGCGUUUGGUCGACGCGAUGAAGGCCAUGGGUAACGAAUGGAAGCAGCUCUCCCAGUCCGAGAAGCUCGCGUAUGAGGAUCUUGCCAAGGCGGAUUUCGACCGAUGGGAGCGCGAGUCCCUGAAUGUGCUGGGCCACGUCGCCCGGCGCGGUAAAUCCCCCGAGUAA
Colletotrichum orchidophilum is the source of this 1128-nucleotide messenger RNA. RefSeq names its product HMG box protein. The transcript is spliced from 2 exons. The record is from RefSeq and is a predicted model, not a curated record. NCBI's taxonomy places the organism in Eukaryota, Fungi, Ascomycota, Sordariomycetes, Glomerellales, Glomerellaceae. Gene Ontology annotation, molecular function: transcription cis-regulatory region binding. The annotation marks the transcript as partial.